Pan troglodytes (chimpanzee) is the source of this 1972-nucleotide messenger RNA. It is a transcript of the gene HMX3, whose product is annotated as H6 family homeobox 3. Gene Ontology annotation, biological process: regulation of transcription by RNA polymerase II. The coding region runs from base 82 to 1155 and encodes 357 amino acids. The record is from RefSeq and is a predicted model, not a curated record. The transcript is spliced from 2 exons. Lineage: Eukaryota; Metazoa; Chordata; Mammalia; Primates; Hominidae. Gene Ontology annotation, molecular function: DNA-binding transcription factor activity, RNA polymerase II-specific; RNA polymerase II transcription regulatory region sequence-specific DNA binding. Gene Ontology annotation, cellular component: nucleus.
GAUUUCCGGCCUCUCGCCUGCUCGCCCCGCCGCCCGCCUGUCCCGCUCCCUCCCUCCCGGGGACCCGGAGGAGAGGGGACCAUGCCGGAACCCGGGCGGGACGCUCCCGGCACCGCCAGCGCACAGCCCCCACCGCCGCCGCCCCCACCACCCGCUCCCAAGGAGUCCCCGUUCUCCAUCAAGAACCUGCUCAACGGAGACCACCACCGGCCGCCCCCUAAGCCUCAGCCGCCCCCACGGACGCUCUUCGCGCCAGCCUCGGCUGCCGCCGCCGCCGCCGCUGCCGCUGCCGCGGCGGCCAAGGGGGCCCUGGAGGGCGCCGCGGGCUUCGCGCUCUCGCAGGUGGGCGACCUGGCUUUCCCCCGCUUUGAGAUCCCGGCGCAGAGGUUUGCCCUGCCCGCGCACUACCUGGAGCGCUCCCCAGCCUGGUGGUACCCCUACACCCUGACCCCCGCCGGCGGCCACCUCCCGCGACCUGAAGCCUCGGAGAAGGCCUUGCUGAGAGACUCCUCCCCCGCCUCGGGCACAGACCGCGACUCUCCGGAGCCACUGCUCAAGGCCGACCCCGACCACAAGGAGCUGGACUCCAAGAGCCCGGACGAGAUCAUUCUGGAGGAGAGCGACUCCGAGGAAAGCAAAAAGGAAGGCGAAGCGGCGCCAGGCGCGGCCGGGGCGAGCGUAGGGGCGGCGGCGGCCACUCCGGGCGCAGAAGACUGGAAGAAGGGCGCCGAAAGUCCAGAGAAGAAGCCGGCGUGCCGCAAGAAGAAGACGCGCACCGUCUUCUCGCGCAGCCAGGUCUUCCAGCUCGAGUCCACCUUCGACAUGAAGCGCUAUCUGAGCAGCUCGGAGCGAGCCGGCCUGGCCGCGUCCCUGCACCUCACCGAGACGCAGGUCAAGAUCUGGUUCCAGAACCGCCGCAACAAGUGGAAGCGGCAGCUGGCGGCGGAGCUGGAGGCGGCCAACCUGAGCCAUGCCGCGGCGCAGCGCAUCGUGCGGGUGCCCAUCCUCUACCACGAGAACUCGGCGGCCGAGGGCGCGGCGGCUGCAGCCGCGGGGGCCCCGGUGCCAGUCAGCCAGCCGCUGCUCACCUUCCCGCACCCCGUCUACUACUCGCACCCGGUGGUCUCUUCCGUGCCGCUGCUACGGCCGGUCUGAGGCCCCGGAGGGGUGGGGGAGGGAGCGCCCGGCCUCCUUGUCCGGACCCCGGAGGAGACUGGGCCGGGCCGAGGGCGCCGAGAAGUCCAGCGGCCUUCAGGAACUGGGGCUUGGGCGCGCAGCCUCUGCUUCCCCUCCCCCAGUCGGUAGCAUUUUGUAAGUAUUUGCAAUGCAUUUUCGUGCAAUUCAUUCCUAAUGGAUUGGAGGCGCUUCCCCUCUUACUUUUGGUUUUUGGCUUAUAUUAAGAGAAAGCAGGAACGAGACAAAAUUUCCGGGUCAGAUAUUUCGGCCGAUAGUUUUUGUAAAAUGUGCAGCCCUCCCUUCCAAAUUUCCAUUGCGCGGUGGCUUUUUGGUUUUAUUUUUAUAGAAGGAAAAUAAGCGCAAAACCUAAAUCCCUCUAGUUUAUUCUUUUCUGCUUUUUUUUUUUUUUUUUUCGAGACGGAAUCUUGCUCUAUCUAUUGCUCAGGCUGGAGUGCAGUGGCGCGAUCUCGGCUCACUUUGACCUCCGCCUCCCGGGUUCAAGUGAUUCUCCUGUCUCAGCCUCCCGAGUAGCUGGGAUUGCAGGUGUGUGCCACCACGUCCGGCUAAUUUUUGUAUUUUUAGUAGAGACGCGGUUUCACCAUGUUGGCCAGGCUGGUCUUGAGCUCCUGACCUCGUGAUCCGCCCGCCUCGGCCUCCCAAAGUGCUGGGAUUACAGGCGUGAGCCACUGCGCCCGGCCUAGUUUAUUCAUUUUCUAUAGAACUGUUUUCAGAAUCCAGAGAGGGAGAGAAUUCAUAUGAUAGUACUUUUAUUUCUGGAUUUCUGGGUAUGUUUCUU